UAAACAUACUACUAAACUAUAAAAUUACAUUUGUUAAAACUUUUUUUUAUAUUUUCAGAAAUAAAUGUUGAUUAAGCCCCUUCUGUUCUUCUAAAGUCAGAAAAAUGGUUCUGGAGGUGGUUAAGCCUGGUUGGGUGGAUGGAGAAGAUUUCCCAAUAUUCUCUGUAGAUAUUCAUCCUCAGGGGAAUAAGUUUGCUACAGGGGGACAGGGAAGUGACUGUGGUAGGAUCGUGAUAUGGAAUAUGGAACCUAUUAGAAAUCAGAAACUGCAAGAUGAUCCCACAGUACACAAACAACUUUGUCAAAUGGAAAACCAUCUUGCGUGCGUCAACUGCGUCAGAUGGUCGGGAGACGGGAAGUAUCUGGCUAGCGCGGGGGAUGACAAACUAGUAAUGUUAUGGACCCGAAAUAUGUACGGUGGUGGAGCAGUUUUUGGAGGGGGAGGGAAGGUCAAUCAUGAAAGCUACAGAUGUGCGCACACCCUCCGUCAGCACGAUGGUGAUGUACUGGACCUUGCCUGGGGUCCCGGGGACAAGUGGCUGGCCAGCGCUAGUGUAGAUAACUCUGUUAUUGUCUGGGACGUCUCAGGUAUUGGGUCUCCAACCAGUGUUGCUGUACUACGAGGGCAUACUGGACACGUCAAGGGUGUUACUUGGGAUCCCGUAGGGAAAUAUUUAGCCUCUCAGAGUGCUGAUAAAACUCUCAGGGUUUGGAGAACUGGAGACUGGAAGGAAGAAGCAGUGGUUAAAGAACCAUUCCAGGACUGCGGCGGAACGACCCAUGUUCUUCGGCUGGACUGGUCGCCGGAUGGUCAGUAUUUGGUAUCCGCCCACGCCAUGAAUGGCGGAGGUCCAACCGCCCAGAUAAUUGAACGAGACGGGUUCAAGUUUGAAAAGGAUUUUGUGGGGCACAGGAAAGCUGUCACCUGUAUUCGAUUCAACUCUAAUAUAUUUCAACGAAAAUCCUCGAAAGGGAACGGAAAUUAUGCUUGUGUAGCAAUAGGUUCGCGUGACCGUUCAGUAUCUGUUUGGUUGACCUCACUAAAGCGCCCUCUUUUCGUUUGUCACGAUCUCUUCGAAUCCUCCAUCCUGGAUCUAGCGUGGAGUAAGGACGGGAUGACUCUCAUAGCUUGUAGUAUGGACGGACAUAUUGCCAGCUUUAAUUUUUCCGGCAAAGAUAUCGGAACUCCAAUGUCGAUUUCGGAUAAAAACCAACUUUUCAAAAAGUUGUACGGCCGUACCUCCGGAAUUGCCGUCGCUGACAAACCUGUAUUAAUCGAGAAUGCGGAACUUUUGAAGCUUAACAGUGAUUCUGACGCGUUGGGGGAUUUUUCCGAUACAUUCACUGACAAAUCGUCAACUUGGUCGCCGAUAAAAGGCCCGACAGAUAAACAGAUUGAGGUAAAGACAAGUGACGGUCGUCGACGAAUAACGCCGAUGUUUAUCCCCCCUACCCUCGAGGGGGACUGGUCUCGAAACUCCACGAUGUCCUCGGAUGGCACAAUGGGGAUGGGACGGAUGAUCUCAAGCUCCAGCUCCGAACCCAAAUCUAGAAUCAAGAUUGAACGACGGGACGGAGUUGUUGAACCGAACGUGAGUCCCGGGAAAAAGGAACCGGAUGUGAAGAAGGAUGCGGAAGCUAAGAAGGAACCGGAAGUGAUAAAACCAAACAUGAUUCCGGUCAAGAGGAAAGUUGGAAAUGUUAUGGUUCAAGUAACUACAAGUGUACCAUCGUCCACAACAUCAACUGUAACAGCAACAGCACCAGCUGUUGUUAUUGGAACUACUUCCCAUUCUUUAUCUAACGGACUUAAAACGAAGGUGGAGGAAAAAACAAAGAAAGAUGUGAAUGAGGAGAAGGGAAAGGGGGAAAAGGAUGAGGAAAAGGGCAAAGGGGAGAAGGAUGAGGAUAAAGAUAAAGAAAAGGACGACGAGAAGAUCAAGGGUAAAAAGCCGUCAAAUCGUAUUGAAUCCUCAAGCGAUUCUUCAGAUUCAGACUCAUCAGACUCUGAUUCGUCUGAGAGCUCAUCGGAUGAUGAUGAAACGGCGGGAAGUCAGACGGAAAAAUCUGGGAAAUCAGAAACUGAAGACAAGAAGAAAACCUCCCUGGUCUCCUCUGUUGUUGGAUCAAAAAGAAAAGGCGAAGAUUUGUCCACUCAGCAUCCUGCCAAGAAACGAGGACGACCGGUGACCGUGACCGGGCCUUCUCGUUCUAGGGAAACUGACAGUGGUCAGUCAACACCGGUCACCAAGCAUAUAGAAGUAGUUGCAGCCCCUGCACCAGUAGUUCAACCUGUUCUACCUCUUCACCCACAGCGAGUACCAGCAUCACCAACCCGAGCAUAUCCUGGUCUUCCCCCCCGCACCAUACCUAGGAAUCCGUACUAUCUACAGGCAAAAGCAGGGGAUAAAGUACUUCACGUUCAUGUCCAGAAUGAGUAUGAGAAGUAUGUGGGUGGGUAUGUACACAGGACUGCAGUACACACUGGGGAGAGUGCUAGUUCUUCUCUACUCUGGGAAUCCUUGUUCACGGCACCAGUCGCAGGUGUUGUAUGCGGGGGAAAUCUAGUUUUAAUCGUCUGUAAGGAUGCAACUAUUCACAUUUUUAAUACUGACGGCUCACGCGCCCUUCCCGUCCUUAGUCUCCCAGCGCCCCCGCACAAGCUCAAGAGCGAGAACGCGCUUGUUACGUGCGUGACUACUAGUGGACUAAUGUUCUUGUGGAAUAUGGCCGGUGUUCCGAUCAAGGCUGUUCUGAGUAAUUUGGAAAUAUCUCCGUUAAACAAACACACAACUCCCAGGACAUCUGUAUCUAUCAGCUCUAUUAAAUAUUCUGGAUCAGAUCCUGUUCUCUGUCUUUCAGACGGAUCCUCACACACAUACUCUCAGGAUAUAGGAUGUUGGCUUCAGCUGACCCACUCAAGACAGGCGCUGUCCUUGUCCACAGCAAUGUCUAAGGGUCCUCCAGCUACUCUGCCAUUAGCCUCCCUCUCCUCUUACCCUUCAGGGAUGAGCAAACUUGAUGCCGUGACUGGAGGGAUCUGGACAAUAUCUGUAAUUGAGACGAGGUUAUCCUCGAGUAUAUACCUUAAAUCCUCCCAGGAGUAUCGAUAUUGGUUGCUCAGUCUGGUAAAACAGUUGACCCUGCAGGGUCAAGAAGCGCGCCUACGAUGUAUUCUAGAUGACCUGCUAGCUAGUACCUGCCGGGCGAACUCUGUAGGCUCCAACGCUGAACUGUUAGGGUUAAAGAGAGAUAUACUGUUCAAGGAAAUGUUACCUCUACUAGGAUCUAAUCUUACUCUACAGAGAUUAUACACUGAGUACAGGAACCAUGCUGAGCUGAAGAAAACGGGCUCCGUCGACUUAUUUUCCUAGUCUGUUAUGCUUAUGCCUGAAAACUGUACUGUUGAGUGUUAACAGCUUUUUUCCCGGAUUCUGAACUUGACUUUAUAUGUAUUCAUCUUUAAUUGUACAAAACCUUUAAGAAUAGGAAGUAACAAAUCUGGUAGGAAUCUUUAUUUUCACUUCAAUGGAAAGGGAUGGUUGGUUGAGAUUGUAUUUGAGUUGAAAGAUUCUAUUCUCUUGAAGAUUAUCCUAUUUUGACAGAUUAACAUAUUGCUCAAAGCUUCAAGACUCAACCUGUCUUGGGUUUUAAAUUAUAGUCAACAUAAAUUUCGAAAAGAUUAACCCAAUUUCAGCCAUCAAAUUUCUUUAGAAAAUUCUGGUAGAAUACAUAUAUAUAUUUUUAGAACACAUCAUUAGAAAUAAAAAUCUCCUUUUAUUCUCAGAUUCAAUAAAGACGAACCAUUGAACCCAGAAUCCUAGGGUUGUUAGUAGCUAUGAAUGAAUAUGUUUAUAAAACUUUUUUUUCAAACAUACGUUAAUAAGUCGUCAUGUUUUGUAAACCCCUCUUUUGAUCUAAAGUCCUGCGUGAUAUUUAUUUUGUACCUGCUUUGAAAUCCUCUAAUUCUGAAACCGUUUUCAGAAAA
This is a messenger RNA of Eurytemora carolleeae, 3988 nucleotides long. It is a transcript of the gene Hira, whose product is annotated as protein HIRA. Gene Ontology annotation, molecular function: nucleosome binding; protein binding. The coding region runs from base 105 to 3374 and encodes 1089 amino acids. Gene Ontology annotation, cellular component: nucleus; HIR complex. The record is from RefSeq and is a predicted model, not a curated record. Gene Ontology annotation, biological process: chromatin remodeling; DNA-templated transcription; regulation of DNA-templated transcription. NCBI's taxonomy places the organism in Eukaryota, Metazoa, Arthropoda, Copepoda, Calanoida, Temoridae. The transcript has 25 exons.